Molecule: messenger RNA, 3648 nt
Organism: Salvelinus sp. IW2-2015
Lineage: Eukaryota; Metazoa; Chordata; Actinopteri; Salmoniformes; Salmonidae
Source: RefSeq, a predicted model, not a curated record
CUCGUUUUUGACGUGGUUGUUUCCAUGUCCGCAGGGUCAACAUCAUCUCACUCUCAUUCCCAAGGAAGCGCUCACCGACUCAACAAAGAAUUGGACAUCGUCCGAGAUCAGAGGAGUAAACUGGAGAGGAGGAAGAAAGCGUCUGCAUGGGAAAAGAACCUGCUCUACCCCAUUGUGAUGUUAAUACUACUCACAGGGACGACUAUCUCAGUCCUGCUGGUGGCGCUGAAUGUCCUUUAUCUGCUGGUGGAUGAGACGGCCAUGCCAAAGGGAUCAACGGAUCGGGGACUUGGGAACACCUCACUGUCCACGUUCGGAGUCAUCCAGGCCGUUGUGGAGAUCGUCCUCAUGUUCUAUUUGAUGGUGUCCUCCGUUGUCGGCUUCUACAGCUUGCGAGUGUUUGAAGGCCUCACUCCCAGGAAAGACGACACGACCAUGACAACGAUCAUUGGUUGCUGUGUGUCCAUCCUGGUGCUGAGUUCAGCCCUGCCAGUCAUGUCCAGAACACUUGGUAUCACCAGGUUUGACCUUCUCGGAGACUUUGGGAGAUUCAAUUGGCUGGGAAACUUCUAUAUCGUCCUGUCGUACAACUUGCUGUUUGCCGUGGUAACUACCCUCUGCCUAGUCCGGAAGUUCACCUCAGCAAUCCGAGAGGAACUCUUGAAAGCUUUAGGUCUGGAUAAAUUACAACUGUCAAACAGCCCCACAGACCCUGAGUCUGGGAAGAUCGCGGCCAACGGGCAUCAGAAGACUCUGUGAAAGAGACAACCGACACACACACACCUCAUGGCAGCCAAAGGGAGAUUUUGACAGUACUGGGAUUGAGUCUGUGUAAGAGAUUUAGUAUACACCGACAGUGUCUGACGGGCACUGCGAGCUGAGGGGAAGAGUAAUUUAGCUUUGUGACAUUCCAUCCUCUUCCUCCUGGAUCGAUGGAUGCAGGACUUGGACAGGGACAUGUUUGAGCCCCCUGACAGACUGGCAUCAUCACAACAGUUGAUGUUGACCUCAACAGUGACUCACCAUGGGCCACUCAGCCGAUGUCUGGGGGACUUUCUCUCAGCACCAAUGUCCUUCUCCCCCCCCCCCUCAAUCUUUUCAUACAUUCAAAUUCUACCCUCUACCCAUCUCAUUCUAACCUCUUGCGUUCCGUGCUUCCCUGAUCACUUCUGUUAUCUGUUAUCUCCCCCCGUAAUUGCACUAUGCCCUAUUGGCUUGGAGGUGAAAUGUAACCUUUCGAUGCAGAGGCUGAAGAGAUGCUCGCUGACUGGUAGCCAUUUUUACACUUAUGUCCUAUUUCAAUGUCUGUCUGUUUCCAACCUGUUCUAUUUCCACCACAGUUACUGAGCCCAUGCAGUGCAUUUCACCAAUUUUAAAACCCAUUUUGGUUUUAAAAUGCAUCUGUGUUAUUUGGAGAGAAAAAAACAGCACCUUCUCACAAGUAUAAUGAGAAGAGAAUUCCUUUUUUGAGAAUCAGGUGUGAUGGAUUAGAGUUGGAGACAAACCAACAGGACAGUAACUCUCCAGGAAAAGGGUUGGCGAGCCCUGGUGUAUAGUAUUAGUAUGGAUGGCUUCUGGUUUGAUAAGUGGACUUUUUUUUAUUUAUUUUUUUAAUAUCUACACAUUUUGAAAAGAUGAGGGCAUUCUUUGAUAGACUUACUUGCUGUUGAACUCUCCUGCAUUAAAAAAGAUCUUACUGAUUACUCUUAUUCAUUUUACAUAUCGCUUUUAGCCGUUUUACAUGUCCCACCCAGUUGCUUUGCAUGUCCUCACAGGCGUCUGUGUAUCGCCACUUCUUCCCUCUUUGCAGAGCUUGCUGGUACAUUUAGUACCCGUUCACCUAAGUGACCAGUCAGUGUCUCCUCCAUUGACAGACUGAAUGGAGAGGAGUUAGGAGGGACUAGCCAAUCCUUCCAUCUUUCUAGUCGUCUCAGGCCAGUUGUGAAUGUGUCACAAUGUGCUCAUUUUAUUUUGCGUUACCCACUCUGUACUGUGCGUUCAUUAUUUUGUCUCAAUUUGAAUGACUCUUGUUUAGUUGCUCUUGAGAUGGGAAAACUAUAGAGUGAUCCACACGUCUUUUUUUUGGUUCCAAAGAGCAAUUUUUGUAUUUACAUGUCAAUUUACAUUGACAUUUACAUAAGUACAUUUGUAAAGCGCUUUUCAUUAUGAAGAAUAAUCUCAAAGUGCAUAAGAUAAAAAAUCAAAAUACAUAUUUUAACGCAACUAGACCGGGUCACUGAGACAAAGAUCCCAGCUGACACUACAAGGAGCACAGCUGUCAACAGAAAGCCUUCCUAAAGAGAAAGGUCUUUAGGCCCGUUUUAAAGGAAACCAGAGUCUGUGGUGCCUUCAGGUGGUCCGGGAGAGCGUUCCAGAGGCUGGGGGCAGUCGAACUGAAUGACACAUUAUUAUAGUCAAUAGCAAAUUAUCCCAAAUGGUACCCUAUCCCCAAAAGUAGUGCAAUAUGUAGGGAAUAGAGUGCCAUUUGGGACAAACAUAACCAGACAGGGAAUUAUGCUGUCGCUGCAUAUUAUUGGUCGAGGGAGCACACCAUAAGCACAACAUUACAAUCGUACUUUUCCAAUGAGUUUGAGGUGCACACGGUCUGGGCCUGUUCCAGCCCAAGGGAACAGUUUUUGUUGCCUUAGUUUUUCCUCACUUGCCGAGGGUUUGAAAUGUUGAAGCGUGGCCUGUACUGUAGGUGGAGUAGCUAAUCAGAACCGUUGUGCCCCCUCAGAUUUGUCCUGUUUAGUUGUUUCUCUGUAAUACUGCUAGACCUAGAAAUGUCAUGAAGUUGACUUUAGCUAGCCCAGGUAGGUUCCCAACCUCAUAGCAUUAAAAUUGCUUUUUGGUGGCUAGUUAUCAGUCAAGUUUGAGUAGCUAGCUCGUCUAACUAUAUUAGCUGGUACGCCUGCUGGCAAACUUUAGAAAAGCAAGUACUGAAUGAGACUUGAUUCCUUUCAAUCUUUUAUUCAGAUUUCAGCAAAUCUGCAUACAGUUUCUUUUAAAAAUGAACCAGGAUACAGACCGCUCAAGAGGUAUGCUUAGAUAUGCAGAUUUUUUUUUUUUUUACACAGAAAUAAGUAUGAUUAUGGCUCUAGAAUGCAGUAAAAAACUCUUUUGGAUGUUUGAAAAAUUCUAAAUUCUCCAACCUGUGCCCCCUCACAUUUUUGGAUGUAGCUAUAAUUUUUCUGUCUCUGCAUAUAAUUUCCUGCAAAUUAACAUGAAUGUGUUGUUUUUUUUACCAUAUGUGUGUUUGUUAAUAAACAAUGAAUGUCAUUUUUUAUUUAUUUCAACUUUAUUUAACCAGGUAGGCAAGUUGAGAACAAGUUCUCAUUUACAACUCAUGUUUAAGUUGACAUUGCUUUUUCAUCUGUAACUUCAACAGCAUUUGUGGUGUACAUCACGGGCUUCUUUUUGAGAUAUAAGAGCACACUUGGCACAAGUUAGCUUGCUUUUACCAUGGCAGUAUCUGUCUAUGAACUCCUGACAAGUCACAGUAUUCUGGAGGACUGGGACUUGAGGAAGCUUUUGCACUUAAUUGGUAUGGAUGUCUGAAAGUGAUAAUUGUUUUGUGCAUUUAUCCUUUGAUGAAUGCAUUUAAAGUCUGUUCAUUAAACAACAGGAAUAACUUCCUGUUUUACUACA